Molecule: messenger RNA, 1573 nt
Organism: Ostrinia nubilalis (European corn borer)
Lineage: Eukaryota; Metazoa; Arthropoda; Insecta; Lepidoptera; Crambidae
Gene: Wnk
Exons: 9
Coding region: 413-1573 (386 amino acids)
Biological process (GO): negative regulation of sodium ion transport; intracellular signal transduction; protein phosphorylation
Cellular component (GO): cytoplasm
Molecular function (GO): protein serine/threonine kinase activity; potassium channel inhibitor activity; ATP binding
Source: RefSeq, a predicted model, not a curated record
UUUUUUUCAGUGUAGCAACACCGAUUACUGAUUGUGCAGAAGAAAAAAACAAUGGUGUGAUUCCAGAUUUUUAUUUAUAAUCAACACAAUCCUGCAAUACAACUUUCCAAAAUCUUCCUCAAGACUGUUACUUUAGAAUUUAAUUUAAUUUUCUUUAGUGUAAAGACAGAUCGAAGCGUCAGCUAGUGAAGGAUGCCAACAGCGAGAGAGAAUCAAAAGACGGAAUUAGCUAUUUAUUUUAUUAAUUAAUUUAGCGUAAACCCAUCAUAAUUAUUUUUGUAGUGAAUCCAUUAUAUUAAUUAUAGAUGAAUUAACUCAUAAACAUUGAGAUUUUACAAUAUUUAUUUUCUAAUAUCACAAUGGUGGAUAAAGGUCAGCCACCGUAGUUUGCAUUAACCGUUGAUGGGCCAGUAUGGAAAAUAUGGCGUCCAACGUGUCUCUGCGAAGUAACAAACAGCGGAAGGAGAACCUUAUAACUAGGAAGGAUAAGAGUCCGGAGAAGACUAUAAGGGGUACACGAGGCGCGUACAGGGGAAUCCCCUCUACGUCUAAGAGGGAUGAGGAUGAGACGGGCUCGACGGAAAGACUGGAUAGACCAAAGAAAUUUAUCGCGCAGAAAAGCAACUACGGCCUCGGGAAGCGACCGGAUUUCUCGCUCAAGAACAGGAAUGUGCAUUUAGCGUCGUCUCGGUAUGGGCAGAUGACAUCAGGGCUGCAUGGCCACAGCCACCAGAUCUCGCAGCCUCCCCACCAUCUGGAGCAGACCACUGUAGCCAAGGAGAAGACCGUGCAUGGCAAGGAAAAGACCUUCAAGGUGGUGGUAGGCGGCGAGGUGGGGGUGAUGAAAGGGCCCGUCCUGGGCCCGCGGCCGUACAAUGCGCUCGCCAUCAUCCACACGCAGCAGAGCAACACAUUCGACAUGCUCAACUCGCUCACCACCAGCGUCGCAAGUCAACCAGUAGUGGGCGUGGGCGUGGGAGUGGGCGGGUACCGGCGUCGCAGCUCAGGACAGGGCCCGCUCUGCGACCCAGAGUUGGACGACAGUGGGAACAAACUCGUCGCGCGGUUGGAAGACGACGCUUUCAUCUCGGAGCAGGACUUGGAAGAGAACAUCGAUAUAGCUGAGAAACGCCUACCCCCGCCUGACGACAGCGGGGAAGUUACAUCACAGGAAAACCAAAAUGGUCUAGAGUUCAGCCCCAUCUACCCUCCGGACAAGUUAGAGCUGCAGAAAGACAUGAAGCCGGACAAGGAGGACGAGGAGGAGCCCAUAGGAGUCUCGCCUUGCGGCAGGUUCUUCAAGUACGAUAAAGAGGUGGGGCGGGGCUCUUUCAAGACGGUGUACCACGGGCUCGACACGCAGACCGGAGUCGCCGUCGCUUGGUGCGAAUUACUGGAGAAAAAGCUGAACAAAACGGAGCGUCUCCGCUUCCGCGAGGAAGCUGACAUGCUGAAGAAGCUACAGCAUCCUAACAUCGUCAGGUUCUACAACUACUGGGAGGGCACCGUGGCCAAGCGCAAGAAUAUCGUGCUUAUCACCGAGCUUAUGCUGUCUGGAACGCUCAAAGCGUAA